Salvelinus fontinalis (brook trout) is the source of this 2608-nucleotide messenger RNA. RefSeq names its product neutrophil cytosolic factor 1 (gene ncf1). Gene Ontology annotation, molecular function: superoxide-generating NADPH oxidase activator activity; phosphatidylinositol binding; protein binding. Gene Ontology annotation, biological process: superoxide anion generation; respiratory burst. Lineage: Eukaryota; Metazoa; Chordata; Actinopteri; Salmoniformes; Salmonidae. The record is from RefSeq and is a predicted model, not a curated record. The transcript is spliced from 15 exons. Bases 144 to 2201 code for a protein of 685 amino acids. Gene Ontology annotation, cellular component: cytoplasm; NADPH oxidase complex.
AACAUUUCGGACCGGAAGUUCUCCAACCAACACGGAUACGGAACGGAAGCGGAAUGAGCGGGUUUAUGGAGGGUGUUGGUAGAUGUUUAGGUUCUAUUUAGACGUGCGAUUGAUUACUCAUAGGUGUACCUAAUUUUAAUUUAAUGUUGGUGAAACACGUUCACCUAGCUAGUAUGCAAAACCCCGACAAUGUAUUAUACCAGGUCAACUACUGUGGUCCUGACAGCGACGGUGCAGCCCAGGGCGUACUGACGAAAGAAUCUUUGACACUAGUGGACUGUUGCAAAAUCCAAAGGGGGUGCAUUGAGGCUCUACAUGCCCUUAACAUGGGGACUGUGAGGCCGGAAGACUGCCCCCAAACAGAAUCAACAAACAUGACUGUCAAACAAGUGGAGACUAUUGAACCAGUGCAUGAUGCGUUUAUUGUCACAUUUCCACCUGUUGUGGAGGUUGGAGACACGGCCACGUUUGGAGAACACCUAUCCAAUAUUUACAUGGGGGAUUAUGCCUCAGCGUCAAUUGAUUUCAUACAAGAGAUUUCUGAAGAAGUUUCUGAAGCAACAAAGUUAAUAUCUGAUUGUGGCAAGUAUUCUGUUCAGUCAAAUGACUUGGAACCACAACAGGAAGAACAGACUGGAGAGGGCCCUUACUCAGACGGAAAGAUUUCUUCUCAGUCUGUGGCACGGGGAAAUUGUGGACGAGGGAGAGGUUGUCCAAAUGAGCCUCCUGGCACUGGACGAGGAAGAGGUCGUCCAAAUGGGCCUCCCGGCCCUCAUCCGUGCAUGAACUGUCCAAUGACUUUCACUCAGUUGGCACACUUGAGGGCCCACGAGAGAACACACACUGGGGAGAGGCCUUAUGACUGCUCUGAGUGUGGGAAGCGGUUCACUCAGAUAGCUCACCUAAAAGUACACCAGAGAAUCCAUACCGCACUCUUGAUUAUCACUCUUCUGCAUCUCACAAUGGAGGAAAUCUAUGUCAGGCAUGUGGAGUUGCUGGGCUUUGAGAAACGCUUCUUCCCCAGCCAGCACUAUGUCUACAUGCUGAUGGUGAAAUGGAAUGACCUGUCUGAGAAAUUGAUCUAUAGAGGGUAUCCGGAGAUCUACACCUUUCACAAAUCCCUGAAGGAGAUGUUCCCCAUUGAGGCGGGUGACAUCAAUAAGAAAGACAGGAUCAUCCCUGCACUACCAGCGCCAAAGUGGUUGGACAACCAAAAGAGCACAGAGACCAGGCAGAGCACUCUGACUGAAUAUUGCGGUUCUCUUAUCAACCUGCCCCCCAAGAUCUCCCGCAGCCAGCUGGUACGCAGCCUCUUCAAGGUCCGACCGGAGGACGAGAACCCACCCGCUCAACACCCAUUAAAAAGAAAUGAGACCUUUGUGGUGUCCAAUGACAAGACGAGAGACAACACUUCUGAGAUCUCUGGCCCCAUCAUAUUGGAAAGCUACAGGGUGAUUGCUGACUACAGCCACACCUCCAAGUAUGAGAUCACCCUGCAUAUUGGAGACUUGGUGGAGAUUGUGGAGAAAAGCCCAAAUGGUUGGUGGUUCUGCCAGUGUGAUACCAAGCGGGGCUGGGUGCCCGCCUCUUACCUAGAGCCCCUGGAUGGACCAGAGGAGUCGGAAGAAGCCGAUCCCAACUACGCAGGAGAACUCUACAUAACCACCAAAGCCUACAAGGCAGCACAAGAUGAUGAGCUGACUCUUGAGACGGGGGAAACUAUUGAGGUCAUUCACAAGCUCCUGGAUGGAUGGUGGGUGGUCAGGAAAGGAGAGGAGACGGGACACUUCCCCUCAAUGUUUCUCUACAGAACUGGAGAGAAGAAAGAGAUGGUGUCGGAAGAGCAUGUGAUGAGAAGACAGACACCCCCACCCAGACGUUCAACAAUCCGCAAUGCACAAAGUAUUCACAGUAAAGGGCGGCAGCGCAUCAGCCAGGACACGUACCGCAGGAACAGUCGCCGCUUCCUGCAGCAGAAGAGCGGCCGGCCCAAUCAGCCCAGGAAGACGUCCAAGGCCUCCACACAGUCCCCGCUGCAGGACUGGAAUAACAGAGACAACAUCCCAAAGACAGCGGGCUCUAGUCCAGGGGGUGAGCUGAAAGGGGCUCCCAUUAUCCCCCCUCGGCCCAGUCCUGAACUCAUCAUGGAGCGCUGUACAGAGAACACCCGCAAGAAAGUCAGUGUCCGCAAAUCGAGCUAAGCUUUAAACUGUGUGGAUCUGGACUCCUGUCAGCAAUGCAAUCAGAGAUGGGUUAAUGUGCGCAUUACAAGCUAAACAGCCGAUAAAGCCAACCAUGUGUGCCAUAGAGGGCAUUUUACAUUUUGUUCUGAAUGUUACCACUUAGCACCAGCUAACUGCUUAUGGAGAAAGUAAAACAAUAGUGAAAAGUGAAUGUAUGUACAAAAGCAAAGGUGUAUUUGUUUUUCUAGGGUCAUUUUUCUUAUUGUUACUUUUACGUAUGCAAUGUUUUUAAUGUUUUUUGAUCAAGUCUGUGGUUGUUAAAUGUGUUUGACUCAGUAUGCGGUUUUUGGAAUAUAAGAUUAGUUAUUUAUUUGUUGAAUUUAGCCAUUUGUAACCUACAAAAUAAAUAAUAUAUUCAGAAAAUG